Messenger RNA from Hippocampus comes (tiger tail seahorse), 4557 nucleotides. It is a transcript of the gene cdh22, whose product is annotated as cadherin 22. The record is from RefSeq and is a predicted model, not a curated record. Bases 705 to 3104 code for a protein of 799 amino acids. Gene Ontology annotation, biological process: multicellular organism development; cell-cell junction assembly; cell morphogenesis. Lineage: Eukaryota; Metazoa; Chordata; Actinopteri; Syngnathiformes; Syngnathidae. Gene Ontology annotation, cellular component: catenin complex; adherens junction; plasma membrane. The transcript is spliced from 15 exons. Gene Ontology annotation, molecular function: calcium ion binding; cadherin binding; beta-catenin binding.
GCAAGAAACAGGAAGUGGGGAAGGUACAAUGAGGACACCACGUGGAAGUGACAGCAAGUGGGAUGUUGGGGCUUUUCUCUCAAAUCUCUCCGGGCCGAGAGAGGCUUGCCUCGUCCUGCCCCAGACGCGCGGCGUGCGUGGAUGCGAAGACAGGAGGGGACGCACGCGGGCGACUCUGAAGCCCGCCAGCACACGGGAUAUCGUACAUAUUCGCCACCCCCCUCACAGAAGAGGGGCACGCACAGCCCGGUUCCGAGUCGGACGCAAAGAAGCGAGGCCGUUGGCUGCGGACCUGAGAGUCCUUUCUCAAGCGUGGCGCCGAGGUCAUCGCACGGAGGGAGGGUUUGUCCUUUCUUGGAGUCACCGAUGGACCAGGCGAGAGACGUUUGAUUACCGAACGCUUUAUCCUACAGGAAGUGUACUUUUUGGACAGCAUGCAUUGAAACCACAUGGGAGGCAGAAGGUGGACUUUUUAAAGGCAUUUCAAUGAUUGGAUUCGAGUAUACGCCUUGGCAGGAAUCUAAAAUGGCCUGUUAACCAUCAUCCAGCAUUUAACUGACCAUCUUUGAUCCAAUGGAUUGAUAUUCACCUCGUUGCAACGUGGGCGUUCUCCCUCUCUUUUGUUGUUGUUGUUUUUUUUUAAAUUACAUGUGGACCGCUGCUGGACUUUUCUUUUCGUUUUCUUGUGUUUCCAAUCAUUCGACAUGGCUCAUCUCUGGCCUGUACGGGCCUGGACGUUGUUGGCAGCAUCGGGUUUUUUGAGCUGCUGGUGUGAUGCCGCAAGGACUAGCGCUUCCAGCAGGGGCGAGCAAGGAGCCUCAUCCGUGGAGCGAGUGAAGCGAGGAUGGGUGUGGAAUCAGUUCUUUGUGGUGGAGGAGUACACCGGCACGGAGCCGCUCUAUGUUGGAAAGAUUCACACCGACUCCGACGAAGGCGAGGGUAACAUCAAAUACACCAUCUCUGGAGAAGGGGCGGGCACCAUCUUCAUCAUCGACGAGCUGACGGGCGACAUCCACGCCACGGAGAGGCUGGACCGCGAGGAGAAGGCCUUCUACACGCUGCGGGCGCAGGCCCGCGAUAGGCUCAGUAACGACCCGCUGGAACCAGAGUCGGAGUUUGUCAUCAAGGUCCAAGACAUCAACGACAGCGAGCCCAAGUUCUUGGAGGGGCCGUACAUCGGCAGCGUGGCCGAACUGUCUCCUAUAGGCACCUCUGUUCUCAAGAUCACAGCGUCAGACGCCGAUGACCCGUCUUACGGCAGCAGUGCCAGAGUGGUCUACAGCGUGCCUGAUGGAGAAAAGUUCUUCACCGUGGGCAGGCACACAGGGAUCAUAAUGACAGCCGUGGCAGAUCUGGACCGCGAGACCCAGGAUCGUUACGAGCUGGUCGUCAAGGCGACCGACAUGGCGGGGCAAAUGGGCGGUCUCUCCGGCUCCACCACAGUGACCAUAGUGAUCACAGACGUUAAUGACAACCCGCCACGCUUCCCGCAGAAGAUGUACCAGUUCAUGGUGUCAGAAGGCGCCGCCAUCGGCACGCCGGUGGGACGGGUCAUCGCCACGGACGCGGACAUGGGGGAGAACACGGACAUGAGCUACCUGAUCCAGGAGGGAGGCGAGCUCUUCAAGGUGACCACCGACGCCAUGACCCAAGAGGCUGUCGUCUCCAUCAAGAAGCCAUUGGACUUUGAGAGCAAGCGCACACACAAUGUCGUGGUGGAGGCUGUGAAUAAGCACGCGGACCCUCGCUUCGUGGACCUGGGCUCCUUCCGGGACCAGACCAUCGUCCGCGUCAGCGUGUCGGACGUGGACGAGCCCCCGCUCUUUCAACCUGCCGAUGGCACCGUCAUGGAGGUGCAGGAGGACACCAGAGUGGGAGCGCUCGUUGGCGUCGUCACUGCCCGAGACCCGGAUGCGAAGAAUAAACCGGUCAGGUUCUCCAUCGAGCACAGUACGGACCAAGACAUGAUCUUCCACAUUGAUCCUGACUCGGGCGCCAUCAUGCUGGACAAGGUUUUGGACCGCGAGACAGCCGGCUGGCACAAUAUCACUGUCAAGGCCGUCGAAGCAGAUAACCACACCAUGGCGUCGCACUCGUCUGUGAGCAUUCGGAUUCUGGAUGUGAACGACAAUCCCCCUGAGCUGGCCACACCUUAUGAAGCCUCCAUAUGCGAAGAUGCCAAGGCGGGACAGAUAAUUCACACCAUCAGUGUGGUGGACAAAGACGAGCCGCAGACUGGACAUCACUUCUACUUCACGUUAGCCCCGGAAGCCUCCGGCAAUCGACACUUCGACCUGUGGGACAUCAAAGACACCACCGCCGGCGUCCGCACGCAGCGGUCGGGCUUCAACCGCCACGAGCAGAACGUCUACUUCCUGCCCAUCCUGGUGGGUGACAGCGGCCCCCCUUCGCUCAGCUCCACGGGCACCCUGACCAUUCACAUCUGCGGCUGUGAUACAGCGGGAACCAUCCAGUCCUGUAACGCCACAGCCUACGUCAUGAGCGCAGCGCUCAGCCCGGGGGCACUUAUAGCACUGCUGGUGUGCAUGCUCAUCCUCAUAGUCCUCGUCUUGCUCAUCCUGACCCUCAAACGCCACCGGAAAGGCCAGCGGAUGGCUGAGGACGAGGAGGACAUGCGGGACAACGUCAUCAAGUACAACGACGAGGGCGGCGGAGAGCAGGACACGCAGGCGUACGACAUGAGCGCCCUCAGGAACCUCUACGACUUCCCCGAGGCCAAGAGCGUCGCCGCCGCCGCCGCCGAAUCGGUCCCGGAUACAGGCACGCUGCCGCAGUGGUUGCAGGCGAGCCGCCUAGCGGGCGGGCCGGCCGAGGCGUGCUCGGCCGCCGACUUCUCACUCUUCAAAGGUUACAUCCGCAAAAAGGUGGAGCAGGCCGACGCCGAUCUGUCGGUGCCGCCGUAUGACUCGUUCCAGACGUACGCCUUCGAGGGCGCGAGCUCGCCCGCGCUGUCGCUCAGCUCCAUCCACACACUGUCCACCACGUCCGAGCAGGAUUUCUCGUACCUCAGUGACUGGGGGCCGCGAUUCCGCCAGCUGGCGGGCUACUACGCGCCGGGAAAGCCCGACGAGGACGGGUCCUAGCAGCGCGUCCCGUCCCGCAGAGAGACUGCUUCGAUAUAUCUCCUCUUUCUUUGUCCUGUGUUCUCCUAACGCACACGCAGCAAAAAGACCUCCUCGUCUCACUUGGUUUCCCCGACCCGGUUUUGGCUUUUUUUGAGCGACUUUACUUGGGAAUUGAGUGUGACAGCCGUGAGAGAAAAGGGACGGCAACGUCACGGGAUUGUCAAAGUGAAGGCGAAAGCAGCAGGAAAUGUCAAUCGUUGAAUGAGAGCGCAGGAACAUCUCUUCGUGUGGGCAAAAGUAUUGGGACGUACGUUUUCAUCAACCAUUUCAUCAAUUCGGGGGGUCGGACCGGAGCCAAAAAUCCGUUUUUCAAUAUUGGUUUCUCAUCAGCAGCGUCGCAGGUGAGCUGACUUUGGACAAGAGAAGCGGGUCGCAUCGCAACUCAAUCGCCGCGCACAAAUAAACAAUUCAAACUCAGACUCACAUCGAUGGAAAAUGUGGAGUCUUAAGCCUGCUUCACAAAGCAGGAUUUUUGGCCCGAUUUCGCUCUGAUUAGCGUGAUGGCUCCAAAGAUAAUCAAAUGAAAUAUUCCUGCCGCCGUGCGUGGUACGUUCGGACUGAUUUCGACUGCUCGGAAGGGCGUUUGAGCCGCUCUGAACUCAGAUUGGGGAUAUUCGACACGUCGGGUUGCUUUGGCCCGACUUUUCAACGUGGGCGGUGUUCCCCGAGGAAAAAGGAGCAACACGACCUGUUGACAGAGACGUGCAGCCUAUCCCAAAGUGAGGUGACGAGACGGCGAGGAAUCAAAGUUGGGGAAUCCAAAAUGAUGAUGACGAUCAGAUGAUAAGGACAGAGAGAGACGAGAAGACGAAUGGAAGCUCGGUGCAAUAAGACCGUUGAGGCCUGUGGCAAAGAUGAAGCUGUGACGAAGACGAUGAUCAACGACAACUACCAAAUGGCCAUACACCACGACCCCGACGACUCCCGAUGCUAUUCUUCUUGCAACUUUGGGAUACCUACACAUAAUUACGUUGAUGAGCCAUGAAAAUAUAUCCGCCCAAAGCCUUCUGUGACUGGAAUAUCCCACCAGAUUGUAUUUUUCCACGUCGCCACAACAAAGCGCUCUAAAGCGGCCAGGCCAGUGCGCCGCAGGCUGGCAGCCAUGUUGGCCUUUUUCCUCCGCUCUCGUUCUCAUCCAUCUGAUAUGUGCGCACUCAUGGCCAACAACGAAGCGCUCUAAGGCAAUCGAGCAUGUGAAGGAAAGAUGCAUUUUUGGAAAUUAGGCAAAGCUAGCUAGCUAGCUAAUUGCAUGUCCAGUUGCGUCAGAUAACAACUGAUUCCAACAAAGGCGCUUCCUGGAAAAAGUAGGGCGGGGGGUGAGCCAGAAAUCAGGAAAACUGUCAUGGUGAAAAACGGUCCAACGCUAUAUCGCCACAAUCGAGUACUUAAACUUUACCCAGCUGACUGACUU